AUGAAAGUUAACUUAAUUUCAUGGAAUGUUAGAGGAUUGAAUGAUGAAAGAAAAAGGAGAAUGAUCAAGAGUUGCAUUAACACUUGGAAGGCAGAUGUAUAUUGUUUCCAAGAAACCAAAGUUGAAGGAGAUAUCAGUGAUUUCGUUAGAGACCUUUGGGCCAACAGAUGGGUCGAUCACAUCCAAUUAGAGGCUAGUGGUACCAGAGGAGGAAUUCUUCUAAUGUGGGAUAAAAGAAUUUGGGAUGGAGAGCGCAGUAGUCUGGCCAAUCAAGGUUGUCACUCCAUCGCAUGUAAAUUCACAGGCAAGAUGCAGGAUCUCACUUGUUACUUAAUAAGAGUAUAUGCACCCAAUGAUAGAAAAACUAGAGAGGAAGUCUGGGAGGAAAUUGGAGCUGCCAGAGGUCUAUUUUUAGGUCCAUGGAAAAAAGGUAGCAGACACGAUGUUGCUGCAAGUUUGGAUAGAUUUUUUAUCUCUGAUGAGUGGGAUGAAAGAUUCAGGAAUAUCAAACAAUUAAUUCUUGAUAGAGUGACCUCUGACCAAUCACCUGUAUUACUACAACCUGACUUCAUUUUGGCUUAUAAGUUGAAAGAUUUGAACGCCAAACUUAGAAACUGGAGCAAAACAUUACAAGGAAACUUGGAGAUGCAGAAGCUUGACACGCUAAGUCAAUUAUCAAAACUUGAAGAAAUCCAAGAUCUCAGGAAUUUAACAGAGGAGGAAAUAAGAAAUAAAAUAGCCUUAACUAUGGACUUUGAGGAGAUAGAAAAAAAGGAGGAGAUGGCUUGGAGACAGAGAUCAAGAGAAUUAUGGUUGAAACAAGGUGACAACAGCAUAAGUUCUUUCAUAAAACAGCUAAUGCACACAGAAGAUUCAACAAUAUCAACUUGUUAG
Molecule: messenger RNA, 894 nt
Organism: Capsicum annuum
Lineage: Eukaryota; Viridiplantae; Streptophyta; Magnoliopsida; Solanales; Solanaceae
Exons: 3
Coding region: 1-894 (297 amino acids)
Biological process (GO): base-excision repair
Cellular component (GO): nucleus
Molecular function (GO): DNA-(apurinic or apyrimidinic site) endonuclease activity; double-stranded DNA 3'-5' DNA exonuclease activity; phosphoric diester hydrolase activity
Source: RefSeq, a predicted model, not a curated record